Striga asiatica is the source of this 1678-nucleotide messenger RNA. Lineage: Eukaryota; Viridiplantae; Streptophyta; Magnoliopsida; Lamiales; Orobanchaceae. The record is from the annotation of a GenBank genome assembly.
AUUAGCCCAAUGCUACUUCAAACACAUACCUCAUUGAUGUAAAUUUCUUUCCAAAACUGAGCUGAGCUCUGCAUCCCCUACACAGCUCUUGCAACCAAAACAGAGAAGAAAGAGAAACAGAAAAGAAAAUGGAGAGUGCUUUAAAUUGGGAAAACAAGAAAUUGGUUGAUGAACUUACUCAGGGGAUGGAACAAGCUAUGCAACUACGUGUUCAUAUAUGUUCGAAUUUUCCCUCAAAGGCUCAUGACUUGCUCCUUCAGGAAAUAAUAUCGACUUUCGAGAAUUCUCUGUUGAUUCUGAAGUGUUGUGGGCCUACUGCACGAGCCCAAGCUGGUCCACCAACACCAGCCGCACCCGAGUCUUCCUUAUCCCCAGACGUGAGCCCCAGAAGUGAGAAGGUUGAUAUAAACUUGACUAAUGCAUCUAAGAAGAGAAAGUCGCAGCCCACAAUAAGCAAGCAAGUGAGAGUUAGCAGUGAAAAUGGACCACUAAACGACGGAUAUAGUUGGAGAAAGUACGGGCAGAAAGACAUCUUGGGAGCCAAACAUCCCAGAAGCUAUUACCGAUGCACGUACCGCGCAGUUCGAAAUUGCUGGGCCACAAAGCAAGUGCAGAGAUCGGAUGACGACCCCACUUUAUUCGAGAUCAUAUACAAAGGGAAACACACGUGCAGUCAGCCAAGCUACACAGUUCCAAAGGCCACAUCAUCACCACGAGAACAACAUAAUAAAACAUUUUCGUGCCCCAAAAGAGUUAACUGCCUCAGGGUCGAGACUGGAGACUCAGAUGUCAAGAAAAUACCGGCACACUUCUGUUUUCCAACAACAUUUUCGGGGACUGAAGGAGAAAAUCAAUAUUCCCCAUUACCUGAAUAUCAUACAAGCAAUUAUCCUCCUAUUUUCUAUAAUCCAGACAUAUCAGAAUCGAAUUACCUGUCGGCUGUGACUUGCCAGAUGACGGAAAUAACCUCGGGGCAUGCGUUGUCAACAACAACAAAUUCUCUGCUGUUGGAGUUCCCGACUGAUUCAGUCGAAUUAGAUCCGAACUUCCCAUUCUACUCCCUGGAUUUUUCGAGUGAUUGAACGUUUAAUUUUGAAAAAGUUGAUGAAUAAGAGGGUAUGUUGAGUUUUGCAGGAAAAAUGCUUGCUCUCAUUAGAAGUUUAUGAUUAGGGAGAGAUGUUCUGGUAGAAAAGUUACCAAAAUGUGUCAAUAUAAUGGCAAAGAAAGAGCCGGAACUGAUCAUUUAUGAGUAACAUAGGUUUAGCAGUGCAGUUUCCCUGUAUAGAAAAAAUUGUGGUUUUCCACUAAGUCAUUAAACUGAUUUGGCACUCCAGUAUAACCAGGUGGGAAAACAGAUGCAUAAAUGAGGUAAAAGAGUCAAAACUGAUGAAGAGUUCGUACAAAAGAAACCAAAAGAAAAAACUUUUCAGGAUCUUUCUGUACAUUCUGGCGGCACUGUAAUCACAGAAGCAAACAAAAGAAUCUCCUUUACGAUAUCCCAGCUCCAGAAUCCGAGCAAGAAUUGAAAAUAGCAAAAGGAGGAAGAAAUAAAAUAGAACUAAAAACCAAAAAAGAAAGAGCAGAUUUAAUCUUGUAUAUGACUUAGACACUUACAAAUGACAUAAAGACAUGUUCAGCAGUAGAGCUUUGAGGUGGAUGAUUACUAGGACGAUUUCGA